Molecule: messenger RNA, 723 nt
Organism: Mesorhabditis belari
Lineage: Eukaryota; Metazoa; Nematoda; Chromadorea; Rhabditida; Rhabditidae
Source: the annotation of a GenBank genome assembly
AUGGUCAAAGUUAAGACAACGACGCCGAUUUCUUGCGGGAAUUGCACGACUGGUGGACUCUGGUCACCAUGGAAAAAUGGGCCAACGAAGUGUAUCACUGCUUAUACGUGGACAGAGAAAUCUGUGAUAACAAAAGGAAAAUGGAAACACACGAGGACAAAAGUUUUCAUUGAUUGCGGAAUGUACGGAAGACAGGUGCAGUACAGAACGUGUCUCUCGGCUCAACUUGGAUGUCCGUGCGUUGGAGACACGGUCCGUCAGAUUUCUUGUGGUCAAUCAAAAGUUUGCAGCAUUGGAACAUUGCCAGGAAUCGAUUGUGCUCCUGGAUAUAUCCAAAAUGGUUCCUAUUGUGUGGCAACAACCAUUCCACCGCCUGACUCGACUGUGACUCCGAAAAUCAACAAGCGUUGUGCACUAAAGCCAACUUGCAAAUGCCUAAAGGGUGGCUCGUGGAGUGACUGGGAAUGGCUCGACUCGGCACCAUGUCCAUCAAUUCCUACCUAUAUCGGCUAUCCAUACCGGAUGAUGCGUUGUAAUCCACAAAUGUGUCUCUUCCCGUUGUUCCGAUGUUGCAAUGAUGUGGAUCAAAUCAAGCAAAGGCUGAACUUUAAUGCGAAGCGAUACGAGUGUAUGCCGAAUCCUUUGAAUAAAUGGUCGCUCGCUACGAGAACGCCAGAUCCAUACAAAGGCAACAGUACAUGUUACAAUGAUCUCCAAAUCGGC